AUGAAGAAGCACCAGCCGCACUCGGUGCAGGGCACCUUCAGCCGCCUCUUCGGCAAGCGCCACUCCAGCCCCAGCGCCGCGUCCCUGUUCGCCACCAACCCGCCCUGGAUCUUCACGCAGGAGGUGACCUCGGACAGCGCGGGUGGCACCGGUGAUGUGAUCGAGGUGUACUACGGGGACAACCGCUUCGGGACAGUGACAGACUCGGGCACAGCAACGCUCAAACCCCGUCCCAGGGUCCGGCCCCUGCUGACCUUUCUGCCCCUGAACGCCCAAGAAUCCCAUGGGGUGGCUGUGCCAACGCCGUCGGUGCCAGAAGACUUUGAGGAAAAGGCAGCUCUUGGCUCUGGCUCGCAGCUCAAUGGCAAUUUCCGGAUGUACAGCUCGGUGGGGGACCUGCGCCCGCCUGCCCUCGGUGGGGAUGAUGUGGAUGAAGACAUCCCCCCACCACCAUCGGUGCCCCCUCCGCCCCCUCCAGCAGCGCCAGCGCCUCCGCCACCCCCUCCGGCCUCGCCGGUCUCUCCACCGCCCGAAAUGCUGCCACCACCGCCGCCACCACCCCCUGAAAUGGUGCCACCACCCCCUGAAAUGGUGCCACCACCGCCACCCGAGCUGGUGCCACCUCCUCCUGCCAUGGCAGCCCCACCGCCUCCCGCCUCUGCCCUGUCCCCCCCCAGCACUCCGGCUCCUCCCGACUUCAUCCCGCCGGCCCCGCCGGGCGCCCGGGACCCCGCAGCCUUCGGCCCCGGCAUCUCCAAGUGGAAGUCGGAGACGGUGCUGAACACGAGGCAGGCGGACGCCGAGGGGCCGCUGUGCCCUGCCCAGGCCGGGCUGCCCGCAGCCCCCAGCCCCAAGGAGAGCCUUCAGCCCAAACCCGAGCCCCACCUCACCUUCCCCAGGUCGUUCAAGGUGCCGCCGCCGGCCCCGGCGCGCUCCUCGUCCAUCCCGAUGCAGGAGGGCCAGCCCGGCCGGCAGGAGCCGGUCCCCAGGCAGCCUCAUGCCCGGCCACCUCUCCCACCCUGCUUCACCAUCAGACCAGCAGCCAAGGCACGGCCGGGAGAAGCGGAGCAGAGGAAUUCCGGGCUCAGACAGGGCGUUGGGAAGUCGGCUGUGCCCCCUCCACUCAGCCCCAAGCCGGGCUCAGGGCUCAGCCAAGGGGUGAGUCCCGCUGGCCACCGCUCCCCACUGCCGGGCUCCGAGCGGGAGAAGAUUCCCCAGCUGAAAACAACCGGGAGAGACUCCCCUCCAAAAUCUGAACCUCUCACUGCCAACGACCUGGACCUCCCUCCUCCGGACUACCCGACCUGUGAGGAUGACUGGAAGGAUGCCAACAACCUGAACAAGCUGCGGGACGAGCUCUCGGCGCUGCUGCGCUCCCCGCGCCGGGAGGAGAGGCCGGGCGCUCCCCAGCCCAUGGACAGCGCUCCCAGCCGCGCUGCCAGCCGUGAGCCAGGGCUCAGCGAGCCCCAGCUCGCCAGGAAAGACACGGGGCUAUCCAAGGGAGGGGAGAGUGAGAAGAAGGAGGUGCCCAGCAGCCCUCCCAGCACCAACGGGGGCUCUCCCAGCACUGCAGUCACUACCCCGGAGAGCAACCCUGGCACACAGCCCCGCAGUGUGAGGACAAUCAGGAACGAGCUGGAGGCCGUGCUGGCCCUGAAGAAAGAGGGGAAACCUGUCCCAGGUCCCAGCAGCCAGAAGCAGAGUGUGGAGAAUGGCAUCAGCAUCCCACAGCUGAGGAAGAGCCCCCCUGACACCAGUGGCUCAGUGGUGCCAAAACCGCUCCCCAGCCCGCUCCCAGCCCCUGCUGUGGAGAAGGAUGAGACAGAUCCCAAGGACCAUGCUGCUCCUGCUGCUGACAAGGUCACAGAGGACGUGAGCCCUGCGCCGGGGUCCAUCAACAGCAGUGUGAGUCCCCCAGACCCACCUCAGGGACCGGCAGAGGAGCCCCCCGCUCCCACCCCUUCCUCACCCGCGGUGUCCCCUGCACAGAGCCCGGCACCACAGCCCAGCUCGGCCGUCUUCCAGUACAAAGUGCACCGGGCUGGGACCAGCCCGGCCGAGCCACCCUCUGCCCCGAGCUCAGCCGAGCCCCCCUGCCCAGAGAGCUCAGCCAGGAGCCCCCCGGCCACGCCGGCAGCGGGGCAGGAGGAGGAGCAGGUGCUGAUCCACCCCGUGACGGGGGAGCGCGUGGAGCGGGGCUCGCCCAUGGCCCUGCUGCUGGCAGCCCGGCAGCGCGCCCAGCGGGGCCGCCAGGGCGGGGACGGGGCCAGGGCCAAGCCACCCCUGAGACUCAGCAGCGCCUCGUCAGACACCACCUCCAGCAGCUUCUUCCGCCACGAGUCCAAGCCCUACUCCUUCACGGUGGUGCCUCGGCCGUCGGCAGCCAGUCCUGCGGGGUCCGUCUGGAGCAAACCCCCCUCGUUCUCCAGCUCCUCGGAGCAGGGCCGGGAGGUGCGGGCGGUGGGCGAGGCGCAGCCCCCCGGCCCCCGGCGAGCCACUGCCUCCAGCCUGCUCCAGGGCCUGCUGGACUCGGGGCAGCCUGGCCCAGCUCGCCACGGGGUGCCCAGGGAGGAGGAGAACGGGGACACGGCGCUGGACUUCGGGAUUAUCCCCCCACCCCCCGAAUUCAGCAACGAGGCGGACGAGGGUCCCCUCCCAAGUCGAGAGGAGAACCGCAAGUGCCCCAGUGUCCCUGACAGCAGCCGGGGCUCGGGCGAGCCGCGCUAUUUCAGGUGGUCUGGCUACAGCCGCAGCUACGGGGGCAACCAGGAGCCAGCAGCUCCGCUGCCCGUGGAGAAGAGCUGGAGGAACGGCGACUUCACCCCCCAGUACCCGGAUUACAGCAGCUCCACGAGUUUCCCCAGCCACGGCCCCAACCCACGGCCGCUCAUCAAGAAGCGCCUGUACAUGUCGGAGCCCGACAGCUCCUACCCCCGGGCAGCCGCAGCCCCCCGCGCCUCGGGCACCCUCUCCUACGGCCCCGGGGGGUUCAGCUCCACGGCUGCGGAGGGGUCUCGCCGCCUGGGCCCUGCCCACAGGAACGGCCCCUCCAGCGCCCAGGGCAGGCGGGCGACCGCGGACGCUGCCGGGAAAGCCACGGCCUACGGCGGCAGCGGGGCUGAGGCCAAGUACAAGGGGCAGAACGGGGACUUCUCGCCCGCCAGCGUGCUGACAGCCAGCAGGUACGAGCCCCCCUGA
Messenger RNA from Sturnus vulgaris (Common starling), 3198 nucleotides. It is a transcript of the gene C29H6orf132, whose product is annotated as chromosome 29 C6orf132 homolog. Lineage: Eukaryota; Metazoa; Chordata; Aves; Passeriformes; Sturnidae. The record is from RefSeq and is a predicted model, not a curated record.